UGGUGUGAUAAAUUUACCCGUAUGAUACCGGUACUAUUAUCUUACCAUACGGGACCCGCCAUUCGGGUUGGUGACACGGGAGGGAUGAACGAACCUUACCGUAUCAUACACCCGGGCCCCAUCCAUCCGUCAAGUUCCCGGAUUUCACACAUUUCAAAUAUUUAAAUUACCGGAAUGGUACGAUACUCGAUUACCUGUUGCCCGGUAUCAUACAAGUACAGUACAAAUGCCGACUGUUUUAGCAAGAAAGUCUGGCGAUAAACACGAAAGCCCAGAAAUCACGACUUUCAAGUGACCCGGCCAAUAAUCCUUUGAAGAGGAUCUGUCACAACAUUCGGGGCCUUCUCGAAUCUCGGCCGUUGUCAUUCGCACAAUGGGUUAGCAACCGGGCGAGUCCAGGUGCUUAAAAAUGUGGAGCCCACCUUCUCCCUCUGUUCUGCAAUCUCCAGAUUCAGAGACAAGGCCAUAGAAGGAUAGGCGUUUUCCUAACACAGCAUAUGAUUGAUCCCCGGAGGGAUGUCAGAUUUCAUUAAUUGGCAUUCACAAUCCAGCCAACCUGUCAAACUAAACCUGUCCUAGGCUCACGCGCUGAUUCCCGCCGGUAAUCUGAUACCGGUGAUGCAUUUCCAAGAUCUUGCGGCCAUUUACUGUACAUGUACAUGUACACAAAGGGAUCCGGACCCCGCAAGAGCCUCAUGUCGCCAUUUUUUUUUUCACCCCUCCAAUUGACCAAUUAAACCACACGCUUUACCAAAUCCUAAUAUUUUCAUUAUAUCGCCCUAUCCCCGUCCCGCAAACUUUCUCCGACAGCAGGAUUAGUAUAAAAGGUCACUUAUGCCACUUCACAAAAUGCCUUGUAAACUUCCGGAUCUGAAAAACUUGCCGUCUAUGAUGCCGGGAUUAAUUGCUUCUCCUGGUCUUUUGACCUCAUUUGACUGUUCGGGGCAGGUUCACUUAAUCGUCGGAUCGAACCCUCUUGCUGGGGCACGCUGCGCCAAGAGUCUGGAAGUCGGGGCGAAGGUUAAACUUAUUGCUCCCGACUCUGAAACUUUACAUUACGGGCUACGGCAGCGGAUUGAAGCUGAGGAGAUUCAGUGGAUUCGACGGGAGUUCCGAUCCGAAGACUUGACAACCUUGGGGAGAGCUGAGGUUGAUCAGGUUGCUGACUUGGUGUUUGUUACCUUACCAGUUGAGUGUACACAAUGUAUGCGAUCCUAUACUUAAUGAGCAAGAGCGGAUAAGAACUGAUAAGAUAUGAAUAGGCACCUACAUAUCUAAUCAAUGUCGGCGACUCCGAAUUCCAGUUAACGUCGCUGACGCCCCACACCUUUGCAGCUUCACGCUAUUGUCAACCUAUUCCGACGGGCCCCUACAGAUCGGGGUGACUACUUCUGGCAAUGGAUGCAAGCUAUCUAAUAGGAUUAAGAGAGAAAUCACAAAUACACUACCACAAGGAGUGGGUGCAGCCUGCACUCGCCUGGGCAAGCUCAGGCGAAGACUGUGGGAAGAGGAUCACGGAGAGACGGACAUUUUCGACGAAGAUGUAGAUGGCACAGACCAGAGGUGUAACUUCAACGCAUUGGUUCUCCCAGAAGACGCGGAUGCAGCGAAAACUCGGCGGACACGUUGGCUCUCGCAAAUUUGCGAGUACUGGCCAUUGGAAAGGUUGGCAGGGCUCACAGACGACGACAUCGGGCCUCUACUAGAAUCAUACAUAAACGCCAAUAAUUCCGGACACAUCCCACAACCGCCAGGCUCCCUUCCGCGCGGGGGCAGAAUAAAGCUUGUCGGCUCCGGUCCUGGCCAUCCAGACCUCCUAACGACCGCCUCCGUAAACGCCAUAACUUCCGCCGACCUAGUCCUAGCGGACAAACUCGUCCCCCAGCCCGUCCUCGCCCUAGUCCCGCGACGUGCGGUAGUCCAUAUAGCUCGCAAGUUCCCCGGUAACGCCGACAAAGCUCAAGAAGAGUUCCUAGAGCUCGGUCUAGAAGGUCUCCAAAAAGGGUUAAACGUCAUCCGACUGAAGCAAGGAGACCCAUACAUCUAUGGCCGGGGCGCCGAAGAAUUUGAAUUCUUCGAGCGCCGUGGGUACACCCCCACCGUUCUCCCGGGAAUAACUUCCUCGCUGUCAGCGCCGCUGUUCGCUUGUAUACCGCCAACACAUCGCGGGGUCGCAGAUCAGGCACUCAUCUGCACGGGUACAGGCCGAAAGGGCGCUGCACCGGAGAUGCCGGAGUACGUUAGUACUAGAACGACGGUGUUCCUUAUGGCGCUACAUAGGCUUGGCGAUAUGGUGCGUGACCUGAAAAAGAAGGGUUGGCCGAUGGAGGUGCCCUGCGCGGUUAUCGAGAGGGCAAGUUGUCCGGAUCAGAGGAUUGUGAGAUCCACUCUUGAGAAUAUAUGCUUUGCGGUUGAGGAGGUAGGGUCUCGACCGCCGGGACUGAUUGUUGUAGGGUGGGCGUGUGAGGUUGUGAAAAAGCUGGAUGGGAAGAAAUGGGUUGUUGAGGAGGAGGUGUUCAGGCUUUAGGACCUGUUUCUCGUCCAAGGAGUUGUGUCUAGAAUUUCUUGCUUAUUGAAUUGUCUCCUGUAUAUAAUAAAUACCUGUGUUAGAUCG
Tuber aestivum (summer truffle) is the source of this 2614-nucleotide messenger RNA. NCBI's taxonomy places the organism in Eukaryota, Fungi, Ascomycota, Pezizomycetes, Pezizales, Tuberaceae. The record is from the annotation of a GenBank genome assembly.